CCGUGACGCUGCAGGCAGCGAGCAGCUCCUGCUCCACUCGCUGCUCCGUCGGUGCUGCUCGCGUCGCGGGGAUGCUGGCUCGGCUCGGUAUCUGACCAUGCUCGUGGACCGGCGGCCCGUCCGGACCGCGGCCCUUCACGUCCGCUUCCUCCAACAGUACCUGGUUCUUCUGAAGAAGUACCCCGUCCUCACGAAGUCUGUGACGAGUGGCAUCCUCACAGCUUUGGGAAAUCUUCUGUCUCAAAUUUUGGAGGCCAAAAAAAAAGCCACCAAUGGAUCCGUGGUCAGCCAGAUGGACCCGGCUGGAGCGGCCCGCUACGCCCUUUAUGGGUUGGUUGUUACAGGACCGCUGAGCCACUACUUCUACCAGCUGAUGGAGGGGUGGCUGCCCCCCACAGAGCCGCUCUGCGUCGUGAAGCGGCUGCUCCUGGACCGGCUGCUGGUCGCCCCCGGCUUCCUGCUCGUCUUCUACUUUGUGAUGAACGUCUUGGAGGGUAAAGGGCGGAGAGACUUUGAAAAGAAGAUGAGAGGAAGUUACUGGACUGCUUUGAAGAUGAAUUGGAAAGUGUGGACUCCCUUCCAGUUCAUCAAUAUCAACUUUGUGCCUGUUCAGUUCAGAGUGCUGUUUGCCAACAUGGUCGCCUUAUUCUGGUACGCCUACCUGGCAUCGGUGAGGAAGUGAAACCUCGGGUUCCUCACGGAAAAUGAACCUGGAGGAAACUUCAGCUUAGCUGUGACGUUGGCGUCUGUUGACUGUCCUGUUUAUAUACUGGACAACAUCAAGUAGUAUUCAUUAUGUUGACUUCAAGCCACGACAACAUGCUCUGUUGGACACUAGUGUUUAUAAUUACUGAGGAGAAUACAUUUAUUUGUCACAGAACACGAACAAAAUGGUGUCCAUUGAAAUGGUAAACAUUGCAUUAUGA
Pseudoliparis swirei is the source of this 926-nucleotide messenger RNA. It is a transcript of the gene pxmp2, whose product is annotated as peroxisomal membrane protein 2. The transcript has 5 exons. Gene Ontology annotation, cellular component: membrane; cytoplasm. The record is from RefSeq and is a predicted model, not a curated record. The coding region runs from base 98 to 682 and encodes 194 amino acids. Lineage: Eukaryota; Metazoa; Chordata; Actinopteri; Perciformes; Liparidae.